Molecule: messenger RNA, 777 nt
Organism: Striga hermonthica
Lineage: Eukaryota; Viridiplantae; Streptophyta; Magnoliopsida; Lamiales; Orobanchaceae
Source: the annotation of a GenBank genome assembly
AUGGGUUCCAUAGAUGGCUUUGUGAUGAAUGGAGGUGAUGGAGAUGAAAGCUACACAAGAAACUCCUCUUUCCAGAAAUCGGCCAUCGACACCUCCAAAUCGCUCGUUCGGAAGUCGAUUGUUGAGCACCUAACAAUCACGAACUCACAAACUUUCCGCAUCGCCGAUUUAGGCUGCUCGGUCGGGCCCAACACUCUCAUCGCCGUGGACAACAUUCUCGAUGCCAUCAAACUCAAACUCUCGACACACUCAAAUAUUCCAGACAACAACAAAAACAACAAUAACAGCAAAAACAGCAGCAACAACAACAACAACAAAAACAACGGCAAAACGACUGCAGAAUUCCACGUCUACUUUAACGACCACGCGCUCAACGACUUCAACACACUCUUCAAGUCCCUCCCGACCGAGAGGGAAUAUUACGCGUCGGGUGUUCCGGGCUCGUUCCACGGUCGGCUUUUUCCGAGCGGGUCCCUCGACGUGGUGCACUGCUCGUCCGCGCUCCAUUGGCUCUCCGAGGCGCCACGCGCGGCGAACCCAGGAAGAGCGUACUGUUGCGGGGCCCGCGAUGAGGUGGCGGACGCGUACGCAUGGCGCCACGCGGAUGACGUGUCUCGGUUUUUGGAGGCGCGGGCUCGCGAGGUGGUGCCGGGAGGGUUGGUCGUGCUGGUCGUCCCGGCUCGGAGGGAUGGGGUCCCAUACACUAGGUUGGGUUGGAGCGUUCUUUUGGAUUUGUUGGGGGAAUGCCUUGUGGAUUUGGCCAGAGAGGUAAAUUGA